Dentiscutata heterogama is the source of this 558-nucleotide messenger RNA. The record is from the annotation of a GenBank genome assembly. Lineage: Eukaryota; Fungi; Glomeromycota; Glomeromycetes; Diversisporales; Gigasporaceae.
AUGGGUAAAAAAGAUUUUAAAAAUCUUUACGAGAAUAUUAAAACAGAAUUAAAAGAAAUUUCAUGCAAAAUUUCAUACUUUAGUGAUAAAUUUGAAGAAAAUAAAAGUUAUGCCGGUAUGAUUGUAUAUGCGGUUGAUGGAAAGUUUACAUGGAAAAAUACAGGAGGUAAAGCAUCAGGAUAUAAAGGAAGAAGUUUUUAUAUCGUUAUACAAUGUACUAAUGAUUGGCCAUCAGAAGUACUUAACGAUGUUGGAAAUGGACAAGUUCAUCAUUAUCUUAUUAAAAAUACUUUUGGUUUUGAUUAUGAUCAAGAUAUUAUUUGUUGUGGAGGAUUUUCUUAUCAUGAAAAACGAUUAAAAUUUAGUAGUGUUUGGUUAAAUGGAAGAAACCAAAAUGGUUGGGAAAGUGAUGGAUCAAAGUAUUUAAGCGGACCUGAACAAAUUUUAGUAGAAUAUUGUUUUGAAGAGUAUAAGAAAUUUGGUAGUCAUCAUAUAUUUAAAAUACCUAAUUAUAUCGAAAAGCAGUUAAUUAAUAGUGAGUUAAGGAUGUGGUCCUAA